AUGGAGCUGCGGGUCGGUGGACGAUUCAGGCUCGGAAGAAAGAUCGGGAGUGGCUCAUUCGGUGACAUAUAUUUAGGUCUUAAUGUGCAAACCAAUGAGGAGGUGGCAGUGAAGUUGGAAUGCAUCAAGUCGAAACACCCGCAGCUCCAUAUCGAAGCCAGACUUUAUCGCGUUAUGUCUGGUGGAGUAGGAAUUCCUGACGUGAAGUGGUGUGGCUUAGAAGGUGAUUAUAAUGUUAUGGUCAUGGAACUUCUCGGUCCUUCAUUAGAAGAUCUAUUUAAUUUUUGCCAGCGAAAAUUCUCUUUGAAGACGGUUCUACUGCUCGCCGAUCAGAUGAUCGCUCGAGUUGAAUACAUUCACCAACGGGACUAUAUUCAUCGUGAUAUCAAACCGGACAAUUUUCUUAUGGGUUUAGGAAAGCGGGGAAAUUUAGUAUAUAUAAUUGAUUUCGGGUUGGCUAAAAAGUAUCGCGAUUCGCGAUCUCAGCACAUUCCAUAUCGAGAGCAUAAGAAUCUCACUGGCACUGCUCGAUAUGCUAGUGUCAAUACCCAUCGUGGAAUCGAACAGUCACGUCGUGAUGACAUCGAAUCACUAGGAUACGUUCUGAUGUACUUUAAUCGUGGAACCCUUCCGUGGCAAGGUUUGAAAGCGGCAACAAAACGCCAAAAGUAUGAUAAAAUUUCUGAAAAGAAGAUCUCGACUUCGAUCGAAGAACUUUGUGCAUCUUAUCCAGAAGCUUUUGCUACGUACCUACGAUAUAGUCGUACGUUAGGAUUUGAGGACACGCCUGACUAUGCUCACCUUCGGCAGCUGUUUCGUAGUCUUUUCCAACGUCAAGGACUUCGCUACGACUACCUCUUUGAUUGGAACUUACUAAAGUUUGUCGUGAGCAUCCGUGGAACGAAAAACUUUUUUGCAAGGAUUUUCGAUUAUCAGACAUGGCAGCAUAGUAUUGUCUGA
Angiostrongylus costaricensis is the source of this 960-nucleotide messenger RNA. NCBI's taxonomy places the organism in Eukaryota, Metazoa, Nematoda, Chromadorea, Rhabditida, Metastrongylidae. The record is from the annotation of a GenBank genome assembly.